Molecule: messenger RNA, 231 nt
Organism: Rotaria sordida
Lineage: Eukaryota; Metazoa; Rotifera; Eurotatoria; Philodinida; Philodinidae
Source: the annotation of a GenBank genome assembly
AUGUGUUUAAGGAACAACAUUCAACUUCCAAAUUUCGAAAACAAAUCAUGGCCUGCUUUGGUUGGUAAACCAGUCGAUGAGGCUGUCGAAGAAAUCAGACGAGAAAACCCAAGUUUCAACGUGCUGAAAGUUCAAGAUAACUCGCCUGUAACGUUAGAUUUUGGAUUCAAUCGUGUUCGUGUUUUCUAUAACGUGGAUGGCAAAGUUUCACAAACUCCACAUAUUGGCUGA